Pocillopora damicornis (cauliflower coral) is the source of this 2781-nucleotide messenger RNA. RefSeq lists its product as uncharacterized. NCBI's taxonomy places the organism in Eukaryota, Metazoa, Cnidaria, Anthozoa, Scleractinia, Pocilloporidae. The record is from RefSeq and is a predicted model, not a curated record.
UCCGCUCCAUUAUGAACUGGCAAAUAACUGUUCACAUUGUGGACUUUUGAGGCCAACUAUCCAAUAACAGGACAAUGGAACAUCCUGCUAGGUAAGUCUUGAGACAAAAACAUAUAAGCACCCUUUGAAAGGCUUUUUCUGUAUUUACUUUAGAGUUGAUGGCUUUAAAUCUUCCUGGAGACGUUUGCCAUCUCAUGUCUCUCAACACUGAAGUGUUAAAAUCUAACCCUGUUACAAUGCGGUGAACUUGACGUGUCGUGUCGACUCAGUAACAGUGAUUAAAUUAGCGCAAGCGGUAAUAGAGGUCGUCAGUAGAUAACCUAGAUGUCUUUCUGCAUUGAUGGGCAUGGUCGGAUCGUGUCGCCGAGGAGACUCAGCUAAAACAACACGGAAAUCUAGCUAAGAAGUAGAGUUUCGACAAAAGGCACAUGAUUUAGCGGAAAAGGCAAGUGAACACCAAAAUGACGCCAUACAGUUUCAUCUUACGGUCAGUGUGUCUAACGAAUCAAUUAGUCCUCUUCAUUAAGGGAUAAGUCUAUAGCAUACGUCGUUACAAACGUUUCGGGAAGGUUUUAAGCGUGGAUUUCCGAUGUGUUAGUUUUCGGUGGCGAGUGGAGGAGUGUAAACGUGAAGACCAAAGUGUUAUGGUCACGGAAUCGAAGAAGUAAUCUGCUGCACGGAGGUCUGCAAAGAGGCGAUUAAAAUACCACGGAUUAUCGAGGAUACAAACACAAAUCGGGUUAUUUACACGUCUUAUUUAAUUACUAAAAGUUAUGGACUUUGAAGCCGCAAGAAGAAAUGCAGACGAUAGACUUACUCAGGAGCUCACCAGGAUCCGCAACCUUCCUAAGCGAAGCAAAAUCAAAAUAGCUAACAAAUACGGCUUGAAACAUGCGAGUCACACAAAUGCAGGUCUGCUAAAAUCACUCGAGAUUGACUUGAAUGUUAUAUCAAGAGAGCAGAGAAGAGUAGCUAAUGAAUGCAAUAAAAGACAGAGAGAAUUUACGGAAGUUCAAAGGAAAUCUUUGUCAAAGUUUCUUCCUUCCAUUGCACAGGAAGAUGGGGGAGAAGGGAAAUCAACCGUACAAGGAAAGACUCAAAGACAACGAAAGACCACAGCUGUUAUUGAUCAGACACCCAUGUGGUUGAAAGGUCGAAAGGAGUCCAUCUGUGAACUGAAAAGAGAAAUGCUUCUGGAUAUGACGGCACGAAGCAAAGAGAAGACAUAUGAGAUUAUUUCGAAGAACAACAAAAAGACUUCCAUCGGAGCACCGUUGCCCCCAAUUCGGGAUAUUGAAGUCGAGGUUGAUAGGGAAGCUUUGAUUACUCGAUUGAAUCGUCAACGCAAAAAUGCUUUUGCGGGAAGUUGUUUUCCAUUUUUGCUGGCAGAAAACCAGGAAUAUAACAGAGAGGGAGUUAAAUAUCCAAGAAAAAAGCCUUAUCAAGAUCAACGAGAACCGUCUUUGCCAUCAAACUACGCUCAGGAUAAUGAACAAGACGAUUUUCGAAAAAGAACGUAUAGAGGAACAGUUUAUGAAAAGAUUCUUAAGAUUCCUGAUCCUUCUAAGAUUCCUCACUUAGAUCCUAGAGAUCCUAAACUUUAUCAUGUCGUCAUGAAAGCGCGAAAAAGAAAGGUAUCCAAGUUGGAACAAGCUGAUCAUGUUGUAGCUCGCAAAAACACCGUGUCCACGAGGCACUGGAAAUGAUGACGACGAUUUCUACAGCCAAAAUGGUUUUUUUAUUGAGUCAAUUGAAUAUUAACACGACAUAUCUGCUCUAUUUUGCUUAAAGUUACACGCGGCUGUAAAAUCAAUUAUUCAAGGAUUUAGCCUCAGUGUUUGUUUUACGAGGAAAUCGUUCACGGUUUGUUUGGAUAGUCUGCUAGGGCGCCAAAGAAAUGAAAGGAAAUCCAUUUUUAACAUUGAAAAUGCAUCGUAUUUCUUUUUUCCUUUUUUUUUUUCCUUCUUAUAUAAAUCAAAUGGAGAUUUGAACUAAUAGUUUUUCUUAAAGUUAUCAGGAUCAACGAGGAAGGAAAGAUGAUGACAAUAAAAAAUUCAAAUAUCAAAGGUUUUAAACUAAAAAAAAAAUACUGCGAAGUUGUAGUGGACGGUUUACAUAUUGGAUCCAAAAUAUGGUUACUGUAACAUAUUUCUUUUAGCGCAAGGAAAUUUGAUCAGGAACCUGUGCGGCCACUAAUUUGUUUUCGGUGAAAUUCAACCCAAACGCUUCACUGAUGUUGUUUAUUGGGAAAACAGUUGUGUUUUAUUUGUCUUUUGAAAAUGUGUAGUUAGCUUUUAUCAUAUCUCAACAAUCAAAAGUUUUUUUUACGCUUCUUUUGGAGGAAAAGAUUUGCGACGAAAGCUUUGUACUUUUGAUAGGCUCGCAACGCGUAUUAACUAAACCCGCGCCGUUUUGCUCAGGCGGUUGAUUCUCGAAGGAAGUGAACGUAUGUCGUGAAAAGGUAGCGUUUUGCGCCUGAAUUAGCCUUUCCGCAUCAUCUUUCAACAUAUAGUGAGCUGAGCAGAAAAGAGAGACCAAUUGGGUCUGUAAUCAUGCAAGUGAUUAACAAAAUCGGAUGACUGCGAAGCAGUCAUGUUAACUCGGCGGAAUGCGAGACAAAAGCGCGCGCAAAUGACGCUUUCUCUCCACUUACACAGGUAUGACGUGUUAACUGUUCCUUUAACUGCCCUAUUGCACCGUCCAAUUACAAACAUAACGCGUAAUCUGCCCUAUUAGUGUCUAAAUUAAAUCGGGCUGGUGAUAUUCAGUUACGUUCCAGAA